AUGGCGUACACGCGUUCCGAGGUCGUGGAGGAGGAGGAAGCUUCCACGAUAGAGCUACUGGGCGACUCGGUCAUCCCAGUAGUUAAUAAACUGCAGGAUAUCUUUUCCCAGCUCGGAUCCUCCAGCGCGAUCGACUUACCGCAAGUAGCCGUUGUGGGGAGUCAGAGCAGCGGGAAAUCCAGCGUGCUCGAGUCGCUCGUCGGGAAGGAUUUCCUGCCACGUGGAUCCGACGUGGUGACGCGCCGGCCGCUGGUGCUGCAGCUGGUGCAGGUGCCGAAGCGCGCGGACGGCAAGGCGGAGGAAUGGGGGGAGUUUCUGCACCUGCCGGGGAAGAGAUUCACGGAUUUCUCCGCGAUCCGAGACGAGAUUCAGCUGGAGACGGAGAGGGAGGUGGGGAUAAACAAGGGCAUAACGGAGAAGCAGAUUCGCCUCAAGAUCUUCUCGCCGCACGUGCUCACAAUAACCCUUGUGGACCUGCCCGGCAUCACCAAGGUGCCCGUGGGCGACCAGCCCUCCGACAUCGAGGCGCGCGUGCGAUCCAUGAUCCUCGCCUACAUAAAGCACGAGACCUGCAUCAUCCUCGCUGUUACCCCUGCCAAUGCGGACCUGGCGAAUUCGGACGCCUUGCAAGUGGCACGCAUGGCUGAUCCGGACGGUGAGUCCAACUCCUGGAAAGGACAGGGCGUGCGAUCCAUGAUCCUGGCCUACAUCAAGCACGAGACCUGCAUUAUUCUGGCGGUCACGCCCGCCAAUGUGGACUUGGCUAACUUGAAUGCCCUGCAAGUGGCGCGCAUGGCUGAUCCCGAUGGGCAUCGAACAAUUGGAGUUAUCACCAAGCUUGAUAUCAUGGACCGUGGCACAGAUGCAUGCAACCUGCUGCUAGGGAAUGUGAUUCCGCUGCGCCUGGGCUAUGUGGGCGUGAUCAACCGCAGCCAGGAGGAUAUCAACGCGAAGAAGAGUGUGAAGGACGCACUCACAUACGAAGAGGCUUUCUUCCGAAGCAGACCGGUGUACCACGGCUUGGCGGAUCGGUGUGGAAUUCCGCACCUCGCCAAGAAACUCAACUCGAUUCUCGUGCAGCACAUCCGCCUGCUGCUGCCGGACCUUAAGGCGCGAAUCAACGCUCAGAUGGUGGCAGUGCACAAGGAGCUUGUGGGGUAUGGGGAGGCGGCUGAGCGGGCCACCAUGGGAGUUCUUUUGCUGAACAUUCUCACCAAGUACUCUCUAUCCUUUGUGACGAUAGUGGAUGGCAAGAACCAGGGCAUGUCCACAGCAGAGCUGGCGGGAGGAGCUCGAAUCCACUACAUCUUCCAAAGCAUCUUUGUCAAGUGCAUCGAUGAGGUGGACCCCUGUGAGGACCUUUCAGACGAGGACAUUCGCACGGCCAUUCAAAACGCCACAGGAACAAAGAAUGCGCUCUUUGUACCGGAUGUGCCCUUUGAGGUGCUGGUGAGGCGGCAGAUAUCGCGUCUGCUGGACCCCUCGCUUCAGUGCGCGCGAUUCGUCUACGACGAGCUAGUCAAAAGUAUUCGUGGCUUUCCCCUGUUGGUCCCCCUUCCCCCACCGUGUUCGCCAUCUCCCCCCUCCCUUUCCUCCCUGCCCCACCAUGUGCAUCGCAAUCUGUACAUCGCUGCGAGCCUUAGCCCGCAAGGUGAAAGAGACAGACAGUGGGGAGCUUUCAACCCACGCAGAGAAGCACCCCCUUCCAAUCCUCCUCCCUCAUUCCCUCGCCUGCCCUGUGCCUUACUGCAGAUCGCCCAUCGCUGUGAGUCAUACCAGCUGGCCCGCUUCCCUGUGCUGCGGCGCAAGGUGGAGGAGACAAUCGCUCAUCGCUGUGAGUCGUACCAGCUGACCCGCUUCCCUGUGCUAAGGCGCAAGGUGGAGGAGACGAUCGCUCAUCGCUGUGAGUCGUACCAGCUGACCCGCUUCCCUGUGCUAAGGCGCAAGGUGGAGGAGACAGUGGGGAGCUUUCUGAGGGAGGGGCUUAAUCAAAGAAAGAGCCUCCUCUUCUCCACCUUUCUUCCCCAACCACCCUGGCCUUCCCCAUCCUGUCCCUCACAGAUCGCUCACCGCUGUGAGUCAUACCAGCUGGCCCGGUUCCCUGUGCUGCGGCGCAAGGUGGAGGAGACAGUGGGGAGCUUUCUGAGGGAGGGACUCACCCCUGCUGAGACCAUGAUUCGGCACCUCAUUGACAUGGAGAUGGAUUACAUCAAUACAUCCCACCCCAGCUUCAUUGGGGGCAGCAGAGCCGUUGAGAUUAUCCUGCAGCAAUUGAGGGAAGGGAAGGGCAGUGAGGGAGGAGGGCAGGGAGCAGCAGGGGCUGGCGCAGCUGGUGGUGCACUCACAGCAGCGGCAGCAGGAGGGGGGUCCCCGUCAACUGCUGCAGUGGCGUCAGUGGCAGCAGCUGCGAAGCAGAGGGUGAUGCUGAUGAGGAAGGAGGGCGCGGGGCAGGGGCAGGGAGGCCAAGAGCAGCAGCAACAACAGCAGGGAGGCAAGCAGGCAGCCACUGCAAACGGCACAGUCCCAGAUAAGCAAGGGUCCUUGUGGGGCAUCGCGUCCAUCUUUGGUGGGCAGGAGAGGAGCCGAGGAGGAGCUGUCCCUUGUGUCACAGCCCUCACUCGCUUCCCCUUGACUCUCUCCCUUGUUCUCACAGGGUCCUCGUGGGGCAUCGCGUCCAUCUUUGGUGGGCAGGAGAGGAACCGAGGAGGAGCUGUCCCUUGUGUCACAGCCCUCACUCGCUUCCCCUUGACUCUCUCCCUUGUUCUCACAGGGUCCUCGUGGGGCAUCUCGUCCAUCUUCGGAGGGCAGGAGAGGAACCGAGGAGGAGCUGUCCCUUGUGUCACAGCCCUCACUCGCUUCCCCUUGACUCUCUCCCUUGUUCUCACAGGGUCCUCGUGGGGCAUCUCGUCCAUCUUCGGAGGGCAGGAGAGGAACCGAGGAGGAGCUGUCCCUUGUGUCACAGCCCUCACUCGCUUCCCCUUGACUCUCUCCCUUGUUCUCACAGGGUCCUCGUGGGGCAUCGCGUCCAUCUUUGGUGGGCAGGAGAGGAACCGAGGAGGAGCUGUCCCUUGUGUCACAGCCCUCACUCGCUUCCCCUUGACUCUCUCCCUUGUUCUCACAGGGUCCUCGUGGGGCAUCUCGUCCAUCUUCGGAGGGCAGGAGAGGAACCGAGGAGGAGCUGUCCCUUGUGUCACAGCCCUCACUCGCUUCCCCUUGACUCUCUCCCUUGUUCUCACAGGGUCCUCGUGGGGCAUCUCGUCCAUCUUCGGAGGGCAGGAGAGGAACCGAGGAGGAGCUGUCCCUUGUGUCACAGCCCUCACUCGCUUCCCCUUGACUCUCUCCCUUGUUCUCACAGGGUCCUCGUGGGGCAUCUCGUCCAUCUUCGGAGGGCAGGAGAGGAACCGAGGAGGAGCUGUCCCUUGUGUCACAGCCCUCACUCGCUUCCCCUUGACUCUCUCCCUUGUUCUCACAGGGUCCUCGUGGGGCAUCUCGUCCAUCUUCGGAGGGCAGGAGAGGAACCGAGGAGGAGCUGUCCCUUGUGUCACAGCCCUCACUCGCUUCCCCUUGACUCUCUCCCUUGUUCUCACAGGGUCCUCGUGGGGCAUCGCGUCCAUCUUUGGUGGGCAGGAGAGGAACCGAGGAGGAGCUGUCCCUUGUGUCACAGCCCUCACUCGCUUCCCCUUGACUCUCUCCCUUGUUCUCACAGGGUCCUCGUGGGGCAUCUCGUCCAUCUUCGGAGGGCAGGAGAGGAACCGAGGAGGAGCUGUCCCUUGUGUCACAGCCCUCACUCGCUUCCCCUUGACUCUCUCCCUUGUUCUCACAGGGUCCUCGUGGGGCAUCUCGUCCAUCUUCGGAGGGCAGGAGAGGAACCGAGGAGGAGCUGUCCCUUGUGUCACAGCCCUCACUCGCUUCCCCUUGACUCUCUCCCUUGUUCUCACAGGGUCCUCGUGGGGCAUCGCGUCCAUCUUCGGAGGGCAGGAGAGGAACCGAGGAGGAGCUGUCCCUUGUGUCACAGCCCUCACUCGCUUCCCCUUGACUCUCUCCCUUGUUCUCACAGGGUCCUCGUGGGGCAUCUCGUCCAUCUUCGGAGGGCAGGAGAGGAACCGAGGAGGAGCUGUCCCUUGUGGUCCUCGUGGGGCAUCUCGUCCAUCUUCGGAGGGCAGGAGAGGAACCGAGGAGCAGCCGUCUCGUCUGCCACAGCACUGUCUGGGGCCAACACGCUCACUCUCGUGCUUCAUCCUCCCCUUCUCCCCUCGCAUCUCAGGGUCCUCGUGGGGCAUCGCGUCCAUCUUUGGUGGGCAGGAGAGGAACCGAGGAGGAGCUGUCCCUUGUGUCACAGCCCUCACUCGCUUCCCCUUGACUCUCUCCCUUGUUCUCACAGGGUCCUCGUGGGGCAUCUCGUCCAUCUUCGGAGGGCAGGAGAGGAACCGAGGAGGAGCUGUCCCUUGUGUCACAGCCCUCACUCGCUUCCCCUUGACUCUCUCCCUUGUUCUCACAGGGUCCUCGUGGGGCAUCUCGUCCAUCUUCGGAGGGCAGGAGAGGAACCGAGGAGGAGCUGUCCCUUGUGUCACAGCCCUCACUCGCUUCCCCUUGACUCUCUCCCUUGUUCUCACAGGGUCCUCGUGGGGCAUCUCGUCCAUCUUCGGAGGGCAGGAGAGGAACCGAGGAGGAGCUGUCCCUUGUGUCACAGCCCUCAUUCGCUUCCCCUUGACUCUCUCCCUUGUUCUCACAGGGUCCUCGUGGGGCAUCUCGUCCAUCUUCGGAGGGCAGGAGAGGAACCGAGGAGGAGCUGUCCCUUGUGUCACAGCCCUCACUCGCUUCCCCUUGACUCUCUCCCUUGUUCUCACAGGGUCCUCGUGGGGCAUCGCGUCCAUCUUUGGUGGGCAGGAGAGGAACCGAGGAGGAGCUGUCCCUUGUGUCACAGCCCUCACUCGCUUCCCCUUGACUCUCUCCCUUGUUCUCACAGGGUCCUCGUGGGGCAUCGCGUCCAUCUUUGGUGGGCAGGAGAGGAACCGAGGAGGAGCUGUCCCUUGUGUCACAGCCCUCACUCGCUUCCCCUUGACUCUCUCCCUUGUUCUCACAGGGUCCUCGUGGGGCAUCUCGUCCAUCUUCGGAGGGCAGGAGAGGAACCGAGGAGGAGCUGUCCCUUGUGUCACAGCCCUCACUCGCUUCCCCUUGACUCUCUCCCUUGUUCUCACAGGGUCCUCGUGGGGCAUCGCGUCCAUCUUUGGUGGGCAGGAGAGGAGCCGAGGAGGAGCUGUCCCUUGUGUCACAGCCCUCACUCUCUUCCCCUUGACUCUCUCCCUUGUUCUCACAGGGUCCUCGUGGGGCAUCUCGUCCAUCUUCGGAGGGCAGGAGAGGAACCGAGGAGGAGCUGUCCCUUGUGUCACAGCCCUCACUCGCUUCCCCUUGACUCUCUCCCUUGUUCUCACAGGGUCCUCGUGGGGCAUCUCGUCCAUCUUCGGAGGGCAGGAGAGGAACCAAGGAGGAGCUGUCCCUUGUGUCACAGCCCUCACUCGCUUCCCCUUGACUCUCUCCCUUGUUCUCACAGGGUCCUCGUGGGGCAUCUCGUCCAUCUUCGGAGGGCAGGAGAGGAACCGAGGAGGAGCUGUCCCUUGUGUCACAGCCCUCACUCGCUUCCCCUUGACUCUCUCCCUUGUUCUCACAGGGUCCUCGUGGGGCAUCUCGUCCAUCUUCGGAGGGCAGGAGAGGAACCGAGGAGGAGCUGUCCCUUGUGUCACAGCCCUCACUCGCUUCCCCUUGACUCUCUCCCUUGUUCUCACAGGGUCCUCGUGGGGCAUUUCGUCCAUCUUUGGUGGGCAGGAGAGGAACCGAGGAGGAGCUGUCCCUUGUGUCACAGCCCUCACUCGCUCCCCCUUGACUCUCUCCCUUGUUCUCACAGGGUCCUCGUGGGGCAUCGCGUCCAUCUUUGGUGGGCAGGAGAGGAACCGAGGAGGAGCUGUCCCUUGUGUCACAGCCCUCACUCGCUUCCCCUUGACUCUCUCCCUUGUUCUCACAGGGUCCUCGUGGGGCAUCUCGUCCGUCUUCGGAGGGCAGGAGAGGAACCGAGGAGCAGCCGUCUCGUCUGCCACAGCACUGUCUGGGGCCAACAAGCUCACUCUCGUGCUUCAUCCUCCCCUCCCUCCCCUCGCAUCUCAGGGUCCUCGUGGGGUAUCUCGUCCAUCUUCGGUGGGCAGGAGAGGAACCGAGGAGGAAAUGUCUCGUCUGCCACAGCGCUCACGCCCUUCCCACUCGCUUCGCCUGAACCCAUGUCUGCCCCUGGUGGUAGCUCUGUGCCUGUUUGUGGGCAGAGCGGAGGUGUGCGGGAAGGGAGGAGGGGCAGGAGUGGGGCACGCAGCAGCAGAGGCAUUCUGGGAAGGAGAAGCAAGGCUGCUGCAGCAGCGUCAACAUCCCGUAGCCUGGCCACUGCUGCCAUGCCCCCUGCUGG
This is a messenger RNA of Closterium sp. Naga37s-1, 6448 nucleotides long. The record is from the annotation of a GenBank genome assembly. Lineage: Eukaryota; Viridiplantae; Streptophyta; Zygnematophyceae; Desmidiales; Closteriaceae.